AAGAUUCGAUUUGACAGAGAAUGUGAAAAGUUUUGUAAAAUUUUAUGAGAAAGCCUAUAAUCGAUAAAAAAGAUAAGAGACGUGGUAAAUGCACUUGUUCCGCGGUACACAGCAGUCUGUCAAUACCCCUCACGGCCAUUCUGGAAGCCUCACUAGCAUCAGUGUACUGUGUCCCGUAGGUUUCUAGCGGCGGAGGUGAGGAGACAAGCCCUGCGCCGUCGGUCGCCGUCGCGGCCGCCUCCUCCCGUCCUCCGCCUUCUCAACAGGCCGAGGUAAAGCUUCCAGAAUGGCGGACAGGGUCGGUGGCAGCGACGACGGAGACAAGUCCGAGUGGAAUAGUGACGGUGAGGUGGCGAGGAGCCUCGAUGGCGCUGGCUCGCCAAUUGCGCCCUCGAGGAACAAGUUAAAAGAUGCUCCUGGCCCGUCCCUGCUGGUCAAUGGAGCAGGGCCAUCUGCCUCUUUGGUGGAGGACUUUGUAGGGAUGGGUCUUAUUAAGGGGAAUGGGGAUGGUGGUGCAGAGUCAUUACUAGAGCUCCUUCUGGCAUACAAGGCGAUAGGCAAUGACCCUUCAUUGGAUAAAUCCUCUGCUUCUGUUUGUGGCCCCCGGACCAUUUGUGAUGACAAAGACAUUCUUGCGAAUUGGGAUGCGCAUGAUGCUAGUACGAGCAGUGACAGGGAUCAUGCAUCUGAUGAUUCUGGUGAUGAGGAUUUCCUACAGGGCUUGUCACAGAAGGAUGAAAAAAUUGAGUCCUUAGUGAGAAUGGGCUUUCCUAAAGAUGAAGCAGAAAUGGCCAUUGUCAGAUGUGGGCAGGAUGCACCUAUGUCUGUUUUGAUUGAUUUAAUCUAUAGUUCAGAAGCUUCAGAAGAUGGUUACUAUGGCAAUUUCUCUGGCCAUGAGGAUGAUUCUUUUGGAGGAAGAAAGGAAAAGAGAAAGAGAUCUGAAGAUGCAGAACAAGGCAGUAGCCAUGAUGAGCCGAUGCCUCUCCCAAACCCAAUGGUUGGGUUUAACCUGCCAAAUGUGAGCUUAAGAUCAGUGGACAGAUCUCUACCAUCAAAGGCUAUUGGGCCACCUUUCUUCUACUAUGAGAAUGUAGCCAUUGCUCCAAAGGGUGUCUGGACGACAAUAUCACAGUUCUUAUAUGACAUCCAACCUGAGUUUGUGGAUUCUAGGUUCUUAUGUGCUGCUGCCAGGAAAAGAGGUUACGUACAUAACUUGCCAAUUGAGAACAGGUCACCUCUCCUUCCCUUACCCCCAAAGACAAUAUUUGAGGCCUUCCCCCAUACUAAAAAGUGGUGGCCCUCAUGGGACCCUAGAAAACAGUUCAACUGCCUCCUGACCAGUAUGGCUAAACCUAAGUUAACGGAACAGAUUCACCAUGCUCUUGCAAAAUGUAAAGAUCCACCACCUCGACGUGUUCAGAAGUAUGUCUUGGAAACCUGCAGGACGGCGAACUUGGUAUGGGUUGGUCUGAACAAGGUUGCUCAUCUAGAGCCUGAUGAGAUGGAGUUCCUGCUUGGUUUCCCCAAAGACCACACCAGGGGAAUCGGCAGGCCUGAGAGGUUCAAGUCUUUGGGCAAUUCAUUCCAUGUCGACACCGUCGCAUACCAUCUCUCAGCACUUCGGGACAUGUUUCCACAUGGCAUGAAUGUCCUUUCCUUGUUCUCUGGCAUUGGAGGAGCAGAGGUAGCUCUCCACAGGCUCGACAUUCGCAUGAAGACAGUCGUUUCGGUGGAGAUAUCUGAGACGAACAGGUUCGUCUUGAGGACUUGGUGGAAUCAGACCCAAACAGGCACUUUGAUAGAGAUCACCGAUGUUCAGAGCCUGACUACCGAGAGGCUCGAGUCAUGCAUCAGGAGGAUUGGUGGUUUUGACCUGGUGAUUGGGGGCAGCCCCUGUAACAAUCUUGCUGGGCGCAAUCGAUUCCACCGUGAUGGCUUGGAGGGAGAGCAGUCGUCGCUCUUCUACCACUAUUACAGGAUCUUGGACACGGUGAAGUCCAUCAUGGGCAGAAUGUAGAAGAUUAUUGCAGCCUACCAUGGAACUGAACUGAUUUUUUUUUUCUCUCGGACACCAUGGAACUGAACUGAUAUGUCCCUGCUGCUGAAUUUUGUGGGGGUAUGCAUUGGAGCAAUGACUGCCCUAGCUGCUGAUUUCAUGGGGGCACCUGGGUUGGCGAUGGCGACCGGUAUUACCAUCAGUAGCGGCAGAAGAGUGCCUUGGCUGUGGCUGAAUCUUCUGCCAGUCACAAUACUUUAUUUCGUUUGAAUAUAUCCAUGCCCUGUGACUGGCAGUGCUUGAGCUGUUAUUUGUGAUAAUCUGUCCAGUAAGUUCUGGUUGAGUUGUCGAUUGAGAUACCUUUAAGCUGUUAUUAAAAUGGACCCGGGAAGUUUUUUUCUUUUCACAAAAUAGCCGUUUCAUUGUUUUA
Sorghum bicolor (sorghum) is the source of this 2426-nucleotide messenger RNA. Its product is annotated as DNA (cytosine-5)-methyltransferase DRM2. The transcript has 8 exons. Lineage: Eukaryota; Viridiplantae; Streptophyta; Magnoliopsida; Poales; Poaceae. The record is from RefSeq and is a predicted model, not a curated record. Gene Ontology annotation, cellular component: nucleus. Gene Ontology annotation, molecular function: protein binding; DNA (cytosine-5-)-methyltransferase activity. Bases 287 to 2017 code for a protein of 576 amino acids.